AUGUGUAACAAACGAUGUCCUUGUGAUUGUAAAGACCAUUGUCCGUAUACUUACAGUCCAGUGUGUGGGAAGGAUGGCAAAACACAUCAAUCAAAAUGCCAUGCGAAGUGCAAGAACAUCAAAAUAAUGUGUAACAAACGAUGUCCUUGUGAUUUAUUUCUCUUUCAUAAUGAGCAAUUCAAAUAUUACAGGAACAUCAAAAUAGUUUGUAACAAACGAUGUCCUUGUGAUUGUAAAGACCAUUGUCCGUAUACUUACAGUCCAGUGUGUGGGAAGGAUGGCAAAACACAUCAAUCAAAAUGCCAUGCGAAGUGCAAGUAA
Mytilus californianus (California mussel) is the source of this 321-nucleotide messenger RNA. Its product is annotated as serine protease inhibitor dipetalogastin-like. The coding region runs from base 1 to 321 and encodes 106 amino acids. The record is from RefSeq and is a predicted model, not a curated record. Gene Ontology annotation, molecular function: protein binding. Lineage: Eukaryota; Metazoa; Mollusca; Bivalvia; Mytilida; Mytilidae. The transcript has 3 exons.